This is a messenger RNA of Postia placenta MAD-698-R-SB12, 3630 nucleotides long. RefSeq names its product glycosyltransferase family 2 protein. The transcript is spliced from 8 exons. Lineage: Eukaryota; Fungi; Basidiomycota; Agaricomycetes; Polyporales; Adustoporiaceae. Bases 1 to 3630 code for a protein of 1209 amino acids. The record is from RefSeq and is a predicted model, not a curated record. Gene Ontology annotation, biological process: extracellular matrix assembly; hyaluronan biosynthetic process. Gene Ontology annotation, molecular function: hyaluronan synthase activity.
AUGUCUCCUAUUGAAUCUCCGGCGCUACAACACCCUCAGGCGUCCUACUUCUCGCCGAGGCGCUCGAGGAGCUUCGCUGCAAGCCCCUCGGAGUCGCGAGCUUCCACGCCAGUGACCCCGGAUGUGCAUACUCAGCUGUUGACGCCGAACAGCAGCCCGAGUACGCCCAAAUCCUUCUCCAGGAUCAGAGCUCCUGGAUUUUCUAAGCUAUCAAAGGGUUAUCGGAAGGAACCCACGAGGCUUCAGGCGCAAUGGAUAGGCACCGAUGCUCAGAAAUCUAGCUCAGCGUCCAUACAUUCGGACACGUCUCACUCAGACUCGUCGUCAGACGCCGACCGCCAUGUUCCAAUCUCAUCGACGUACGCUGCGGUUCCCAUCCCGACCAUCCGAGUUGAUUCGCAAUCGUCCGGCACUACAUCAUCCUCGACCGACAACGAGAAGCAUAAACCUUUUUCGCUCCUGGAGUCCAAGCUUGUCGACAGCAAGUUCACUUCUGACAUCACCCCGGAGGCCGUCGCUAUCAUUAAGCCUGCUUCUAUUGUCGUCGAGGGUCCUAGUCGACCGUCGAGCCCCUUGGGUCUAUCUGCUCGUCCACCGCUCUCGCGUGCGAACAGCAGCAACAAGUGGGCGGAGCGUCUUCGCCAGCGUUCCUCGCAGGGAUCCCUCUCUCGUUCCCCGUCUACUUCCUCGCUGAGGGAGUUCACAGCUCGAGAUGGUUCCUCGCCGCUGCUCCGCUCGCCUCUUGCGUCAUCGUCGACGCCAAACCUCGACCAGCUGCUCAGGCCUGCUUCCCCGGCUCGCCGCCGCUCAGGAAAGAGCAUUGACGAGGCUAUUGACUUCAAUCGCAUCCGCUCGCCAGCGCCCCUCAGCCCCUCGCCGUCUAUGCCCAACCUUCGCGACCCCUUCGCCGACACCGACGUCCGAGCUGCUUUUGCCAAGGACGCCCGCGUGCAUGACCUCAAGCCUUACUGCGGCCUCCCACAGCUUUCGCGCGCCAACUCGACCGAUAGUUCCUCGUCGAGUGGCCUCGACGUCGAAUCUGAGGACGAAGACGAUGACGGCCUUGGGCCGCCGCCUGAGGUUCCUCCCGCGCUCGAAUAUGUCGACCCGGAGAUCGAGUGUUUCGCCCCGAGUGCAUCUACCGCAACGCUUCCGCUCGCUGAGGCGGCGAUGGCCGACAGACAACACCCGUGGAGCGCUCCGCCUUUCAACAUUGUCGAGCGUGAGACGCCAAAGAUUCGCAAGGUAGCGGCGACGUUCAAGAUCACUAUCAGUCUCGCUGUCGUCAUUUCCCUCCUCGUCGGAUACGGCCUCCGGGUUAAAAUCGUGACGGCGGGCCCGUGGUCCUUUGGAAUCCGAGUGAACAAAAUGACGAAGAAGUCGCCGAUCGUCAAAGGUGUUGCUGAGCAUCUUGCCGCGAAGGAUGAGAUCCCGACGUCGGUGCCUGCUCCACUUCCUGAGUGUAGUAUCGCCGUGGUCGGGUACCGUGAGGACGAGGAAGCUUGGACCGGCUGUCUCAAGUCGCUCCAGGCUCAGGAGUAUCCUGUUAAGCACAUUAUUGGUGUCGUCGACGGCAACGACGGUCCUGACUUGGCCAUGGCUGAUGCCUUCGGCAAGGCGUUCCCCGAGGAUCAGCGCCUCAUCUCGCACCUCCCGGUUCUCCUAUCAGUCAUGUACAAGGAGAAGUACUGGGAGCACAUGAACACGCUUGGUCACCCGAAAUUGUCGCGUUGGGAAUACUUCAAGAUGUGGCUCACGCAGAAGACCCGUCCCGGUCAGGCCGAGGCGCACGAAGUCGCGUGGAACCACAUGCUCAACUAUCUUCACGCCAAGGCUACCGAGGAACGUUGGCCGGAUUGGAAGGGCAUCUGUUUCUCUCAACCGCACGGUCACAAACGGCAUGCCAUGUUCACGGCUUUCGUCGUCGGAGCAUAUGCACUCGGAACCAAGGAUGCUAUGCUCACCACCGACAGUGACACGUAUGUCUACCCCGACGCGGUCAAGAAUAUGAUGGCCUUGCUCUUUAGUGACAGCCGUCUUGCUGGCGUCACAGGAGAUGUUCGCAUCUGGAACAAGUCUGAGUCAUUCUUGGCACUCAUGUCGUCUAUCCGAUAUUGGUUCGCCUUCAACGUUGAGCGUGCCUGCCAGAGUGCAUUCGGUUGUGUUGGUUGCUUGUCCGGUCCCCUUGGUCUCUACAAAACGUCGGACCUUAUUUCGGUCUUGGGUCCAUGGAUUUUGCAAUCGUUCCUCGGCAAGGAGACCACUUUCGGAGACGACCGUCAUCUCUCCAACCGUAUACUCUCUCUCGGUCACAAGACAGGCUACACACACCUCGCCAUGUGCGAUAGUGACACUCCUGCCGGCUACGUUCGUUGGGUGAAGCAGCAGACACGCUGGUCGAAGAGUUUCUUCCGUGAGGCGUACUGGUUCCCCAAGAGCUUUGCGUACCACCGAUUCUGGUUGACCGUGGAGACGACCAAGCAAUUUCUGUACCCUAUGGUCCUUACGGCUACCGUCAUUCACAUGUUGUACGCGCCCUCAACCUGGCUCCGUCCGCUCAUCUGGCUCGGUACUAUGUUUGGUGUCGCUGUCAUCAAGAGUAUCUACGGCGUCAUUUGCCUGCGCGACCCCCGCCAGUUUCUGUUCGGUAUCUACGGCUUCAUGUACUUCUUUGGUCUGCUGCCCUCGAAGCUUUUCGCGUGUUUCACCGUCCACAUUACCAACUGGGGCACGUCCGCUCGUUCGAAGUCGGAGUUCGCCCGCCCAGAGAGCUUCCUCUCGCGCACCACGCACGUCGGUCACCUUGUCGUCUGGUACCUCAUGCUCUCCGUUGGCCUCGGCUAUCUCCUUGUCACUGUCUUCAGCCAACCUUACUUCUGGUUCGUGGGCCUCCUUGGCGGCAUUCUCUCGCUACAGGCCUACUCCGACGUCAUCGUUGGCGAGACGAAGUACGCAGUAUACAUGCUCAGGAAGAAGUGGCGUGCACGUCGUGCGAAUGUCACCGAUGUCGAGAAGACCGCUGGCAAGCGGCGCCGCCUCAGCAUCAAGAAGCUGCGUCGCUCCAAGAAGGAGAAGGUCCCUAUUGUCGCACUCACCGCCGAGACAGUGCCUACGGAACCUGAGGCCUCUGUCUCCACUGCGCCAGUGGCACCGCCUGACACGGAGACUGGCGAUGCGCGGGUAUCUGUAGUACCGCCCGCGCUGAUGGCGGCUGCGUCCAGCGAUCCUUUCUCCUCUGACUCCGUGGCAGCCACAUCGUCCAGUGGUCCACACAUUCGCGACUACGCCCAGUCAUCGUCCCCCACCGGCUCGCAGCACGGGAUCACCACCCCCUCUAGCGAUACAUCCUCACUUGCGAUUCCGGAGUUCCAGGUCGCCCGCGGCCGCAAGGUGUCAGCGUCAUCAUCGGAGACGACGUCCUCAGACGAAGCCGGUGCCCUCACCCCCGACGCUCUGAGCAUCGAGCCGGCCCUCACGUACUUCCCACAAUCCAUAUUGCAGGCGCUGUCCAGCAUCCGCAAGGACGACGUCAGCCAACGACGCGAGGAGACCGCGCAGGAUGAGAAAAUGCAAGCAAUCGCAGACGACACCGACACUGUCUUGACUCCUGGUGCAGUAGUUGGGUAUUAG